AUGAUAAGCAACUAUCGGACAAAAGCAGCUUUUUACAAUUUUUGUACUUUUGGGUCAAAUUUGUCCGAAACGGAUCCGGAAAAGGAUUACGACCUGCAGCGACAACAGCAGCUGCAACAACAACAACAGUCGCUAAUCUCUGGAAGAGUGUCCACUGAUGUCAAUAAAAUUAUUGAACCUUUGGCCAUCUGGCACCACGAUCGAGGUUGUUCGUGCAAUGUGUGCCUAAACAUUAUCUUACUAUUCAUCUUCGUAAUCCCAUCUAUAAUUCAUGCUAUCUACUAUUGCUACAUGCGCGACUAG
Gongylonema pulchrum is the source of this 303-nucleotide messenger RNA. The record is from the annotation of a GenBank genome assembly. Lineage: Eukaryota; Metazoa; Nematoda; Chromadorea; Rhabditida; Gongylonematidae.